This is a messenger RNA of Elephantulus edwardii (Cape elephant shrew), 3885 nucleotides long. It is a transcript of the gene KIF16B, whose product is annotated as kinesin family member 16B. NCBI's taxonomy places the organism in Eukaryota, Metazoa, Chordata, Mammalia, Macroscelidea, Macroscelididae. Gene Ontology annotation, molecular function: ATP binding; microtubule binding; phosphatidylinositol binding. The record is from RefSeq and is a predicted model, not a curated record. Bases 28 to 3885 code for a protein of 1285 amino acids. Gene Ontology annotation, biological process: microtubule-based movement. The transcript is spliced from 25 exons.
GACUUAGAAGCCAAGUUCAUUAUUCAGAUGGAGAAAAGCAAAACAACAAUCACAAACUUAAAGAUACCGGAAGGAGGAACUGGAGACUCAGGAAGAGAAAGAACCAAGACCUUCACUUAUGACUUUUCUUUUUAUUCUGCUGAUACAAAAAGUCCACAUUAUGUUUCUCAAGAAAUGGUUUUCGAAACCCUUGGCACCGAUGUUGUGAAAUCAGCAUUUGAAGGUUAUAAUGCUUGUGUCUUUGCUUAUGGGCAAACUGGAUCUGGAAAGUCAUACACGAUGAUGGGAAAUUCUGGUGAUUCUGGCUUAAUACCUCGGAUCUGUGAAGGGCUCUUCAGUCAGAUAAAUGAAACCACCAGAUGGGAUGAAGCUUCUUUUCGGACUGAAGUCAGCUACUUAGAAAUUUAUAAUGAACAUGUAAGAGAUCUUCUGAGACGGAAGUCAUCCAAAACCUUCAAUUUAAGAGUCCGUGAGCAUCCCAAAGAAGGGCCUUAUGUUGAGGAUUUAUCCAGACAUUUGGUUCAGAAUUAUGGUGAUGUGGAAGAGCUGAUGAAUGCAGGAAAUAUCAAUCGGACAACAGCAGUGACUGGGAUGAAUGAUGUCAGCAGCCGGUCCCAUGCCAUCUUCACCAUCAAGUUUACUCAGGCCAAAUUUGAUUCUGAAAUGCCGUGUGAAACUGUGAGUAAGAUUCACUUAGUCGAUCUUGCUGGAAGUGAGCGAGCCGAUGCCACAGGUGCCACUGGAGUUCGACUAAAGGAAGGGGGUAACAUUAACAAAUCCCUCGUGACUCUUGGAAACGUCAUUUCUGCCUUAGCUGACUUAUCUCAGGAUGCAGCAAAUCCUCUUGUAAAGAAGAAACAAGUCUUUGUGCCUUAUAGAGAUUCCGUGUUAACUUGGUUGUUGAAGGAUAGCCUUGGAGGAAACUCUAAAACAAUCAUGAUUGCCACCAUUUCACCUGCUGAUAUUAGUUACGGAGAAACCCUAAGUACACUUCGCUAUGCAAAUAGAGCCAAAAACAUCAUCAACAAGCCUACCAUUAAUGAGGACGCCAAUGUCAAACUCAUCCGGGAGCUCCGAGCUGAAAUAGUCAGACUGAAAAUGUUACUUGCUCAAGGCAAUCAGAUUGCCCUCUUAGACUCCCCUACAGCUUUAAGUAUGGAGGAAAAACUUCAGCAGAAUGAAGCUAGAGUUCAAGAGUUGACCAAGGAAUGGACAAAUAAAUGGAAUGAAACCCAAAAUAUCUUGAAAGAACAAACUCUAGCCCUUAGGAAAGAAGGCAUUGGCGUUGUUUUGGAUUCUGAACUGCCCCAUUUGAUUGGCAUUGAUGAUGACCUUCUGAGCACUGGAAUAAUUUUAUAUCACUUGAAGGAGGGCAAGACAUAUGUUGGUAGAGAAGAUGCUUCAACAGAACAAGAUAUUGUUCUUCAUGGCCUUGAUUUGGAGAGUGAUCACUGCAUCUUUGAGAAUGUUGGGGGGACAGUGACUCUGAUUCCCCUUAGUGGGUCUCAGUGCUCUGUGAAUGGUGUUCAGAUCCUGGAGGCCACACACCUAAAUCAGGGUGCCGUGAUACUCUUGGGAAGAACUAAUAUGUUCCGCUUUAACCAUCCCAAAGAAGCAGCCAAGCUCAGGGAGAAACGGAAGAGUGGCCUUCUGUCCUCCUUCAGCUUAUCCAUGACCGACCUCUCCAAGUCCCGAGAGAACCUGUCUGCUGUCAUGUUGUAUAACCCAGGACUUGAAUUUGAGAGGCAACAGCGUGAAGAACUUGAAAAGUUAGAAAGUAAAAGAAAACUCAUAGAAGAAAUGGAAGAAAAGCAGAAAUCUGACAAGGCUGAACUGGAGCGUAUGCAGCAGGAGGUGGAGACGCAGCGCAAGGAGACGGAAAUUGUGCAGCUGCAGAUCCGCAAGCAGGAGGAGAGCCUCAAGCGCCGCAGCUUCCACAUUGAGAGCAAGCUGAAAGAUCUGCUUGCCGAGAAAGAAAAGUUGGAAGAGGAGAGGCUGAGGGAGCAGCAGGAGAUGGAGUCGUUGAAGAAGAAACAGGAAGAAAAGAGUGUUUUCUGUGUCAAAGAACUCCAGCGGCUCCAGGAACUCAAUGACAGUGAGAAGGCUGAGAAGGUUCAGAUAUUUCGAAAACUGGACUCACUCAAAAGAGAGAAAGAUGAACAGCACGCCAAGCUCGAACUUGAAAAGAAGAGACUGGAGGCGCAAGAACAGGAACAGUUCCUGCUUGUAAGCCACCUUGAAGAGCAGAUCCGAGAGAAGCAGCGAGGUGAGGUUCAGCGGGUGGAGGAGGAGAAGAGAGACUUAGAGGACAUCCGAGAGUCCCUCCUGCGGACCAAGGAAGCACGGGCGGAAGGGGAUGGUGAUGGAGAGGAAUGUGAAAAGGCCACAGUGCGCUUCUUAGAGUUCAAGAGAAGCCAGCUAGUCAAGUUAGCAAACUUGGAGAAGGACCUGGUUCAUCAGAAAGAUCUCCUGAAGAGAGAAGUUAAAAAAGAACAGGAAAUCCUAAAGCAUUUGAAAAGUGAAAAUAAAGAGGAAUAUAAGGUGUUGAAAAAAAAUGGUGAUAGUUGCAUAAAUCUCACACAGGCAGCUCAAGACACAGAGAAAAUAAAGCUAGUGGAGUCCAGACUGCAGGAUAAAGAACGCCAACUACAGUACCUGCUAAAGAGUCACUUGCCAGCUUUGUUAGAAGAAAAGCAGAGAGCCCUUGAAAUCCUUGAAAGAGGCCCUCUCAGCUUAGACAAUACUCUCUAUCAAGUAGAGAAAGAGAUGGGAGAAAAAGAAGAACAAUUUAUGCAGUAUCAAGCCAAUGCAAGCCAGCUGCAAAAGCUGCAAGCCACGUUUGAGAUCACUGCCAACCUAGCACAUCAGGAAGAGAAAGUGAGGAAGAAAGAGAAGGAGAUUCUUGAAUCCCAGGAGAAGCAGCAGAGAGAGGCCUUGGAGCAGGCUGUGGCCAAGCUAGAGAGAAGACACUCUGCCUUGCAGAAGCGUGCCACCCUGGGCCUGGAGAUGGAAGAGCAGAAGCAGAAAUUCUCAACUCUGAGGAGUGACAGCAGCAGCGCUCAGUCAGGGCUCCAGGCCGGCCUGGAAGCUGAGCAGGAAAUGCUCAAGAAGGACCAGGAGAGGUUAGAACAUGAAAUCCAGUUGCUGAAGCAGAAGAUAUGUGAGGUUGAUGUUGUUCAUAAAUGGCAUCCUGGGAGCCUAGGGGGGAAGACUUCUCUCUCUGGCUUGCCACAUAGUCCUGAAAAGUCUCAGGAUCAUUUGGUCCCUCUAAUGGAUGCCGGGAUCAAUGCCUACAUUGAGGAAGAAGUCCAGAGACGGCUUCAGGGUUUGCAUCAUGUGAUUGGCGAUGCUGGCAGUACAUCUGCAGAGGUGAUGAAGGAUAAUGAGAAACUUCAUAAUGGCAUCAUUCGACGUAAGCUAAAGUAUGAGCGGAUGGUGUCUCGCUCUUUGGGAGCAAAUCCGUAUGACCUGAAGGACCCGAUUAAAAUUAGUAUUCCACGCUACGUUCUCUGUGGACAAGGAAAGGAUGAACACUUCGAGUUUGAGGUCAAGAUUACUGUUCUAGAUGAGACAUGGACCGUGUUUAGACGUUAUAGUCGUUUUCGAGAAAUGCACAAAACAUUGAAGUUGAAGUAUGCAGAGCUUGCUACACUUGAAUUCCCUCCAAAAAAACUAUUUGGAAACAAGGAUGAACGUGUGAUUGCUGAGAGACGAAGUCACUUAGAGAAAUACCUCAGGGACUUUUUCAAUGUGAUGCUUCAGUCUGGAACAUCUCCCCUCUACAUCAACAAAGUAGGACAGACUCUGUCAAAACACACCAUUUGUGAGUUCUCGCCGUUCUUCAAGAAAGGGGUCUUCGACUACAGCAGCCAUGGGACAGGGUAG